AUGACAAAAACCCGGGCAGACGAGGCCGUCGGCUGUUCUAGAUCUCCCUUGUGGAGCAUGGUAUUCAACGCUGCUCUCAACGAACGGAUUAACAACCACCAGUACACAGGAUCUGGUACUAAAGAUGAACCAUACGUUGUUUGCUGGUUUGCCGAUGACCCGCACAAUCCACUCAACUUUAGCAGAGCCUCAAAAUGGACCAUCACAGUCAUCGUUUCGCUUUCAGCUAUGGUCGUCGCUCUUGUAUCCUCAGCCUACACCGGUGGAAUGGUUGAGUUGGCUCAAGAUUUUAAUACAAGCCAGGAGCUUGCAUUGGUUGGUGUCUCGAUGUUCGUUGUCGGUUUUGCUGUUGGGCCUCUACUCUGGGCGCCGCUUAGUGAAACCUAUGGCCGUCGUCCUUUACUCCUUCUCAACGCCAUCGCGUUGACGGCUUUAACAGCCGGUGUAGCAGUCUCUCCAAAUAUUGAGUCUGUCAUUGCUCUUCGCUUCCUGGGUGGCAGCUUUGGAUCGGCGCCUCUAGCCAUAGCAGGAGGAGUGAUUGUUGACUUGUUUCCAGCCGUUGAAAGAGGGCUUGCAGCUGGCUUGUAUGGAGCCGCACCCUUUAUAGGACCAGCUCUAGGGCCGAUUAUUGGAGGCUAUCUUUCCCAAUCAAAAGGGUGGCGCGCGGUUGAAUGGCUUUUGACUGGACUCUCAGGCACCAUGUUGUUAGUCAUGUACCUGUUCUUACCUGAGACCUACGCACCUGCUCUUCUAGCCAAGCGGGCUGAACUAUUAUCAAGAACUACCGGUCAGAUCUACCGGAGUGGUCUGGACUUGAGCCAAAAGAAGAUUCCUAUGAGCAAGAAACUCGGCAUCGCCUUAUCACGACCUUGGAUUCUCUUGUUUCGUGAGCCAAUCGUGCUACUCUUAUCUUUGUAUCUCGCCAUCAUAUAUGGUACACUCUAUAUGCUCUUUGCCGCCUACCCAAUAGUCUUCGAGAUUGGGCGUGGAUGGGAUGAGGGUACAACAGGCCUUACGUUUAUCGGUGUGAUGGUGGGAAUUUUGAUUGGCACCGCAUACACUAUCCCAAUGUACUUCCAGUACAGAAAGAAGACGCUGGAAUCAAGUGUUCCACUGCUACCGGAAGCUCGCUUACCCGACGGGUAUUUGGGUGCAGUCGCUCUACCCGUUGGUCUUUUCAUGUUUGCAUGGACAAACUCCCCCUCGAUCCAUUGGGCUGUUCCAGUUAUAGCAGGUAUGCCAUUUGGGUUUGGCAUGCUUACAGUGUUCUUAGCUGUUUUGAACUAUCUUGUCGACGCAUAUACCAUCUAUGCAGCCUCAGCCAUGGCAUCAACUUCCGUUUUGCGCUGUAUCUUUGGGGCAGCCUUCCCACUCUUCACAGGCGAAAUGUAUAAGAAAUUAGGACUCCACUGGGCCGCGUCAAUACCGGCCUUUCUCGCUUUGGCAUGUCUGCCUAUGCCACUUUUGCUGCACAGAUAUGGCCCCUGGAUCCGGGAGCGCUGUCACUAUGCGGCCGAUGCUAGUGCUACUAUGAAACGAUAUAGAGAAAUGAUGAUGCUAGAGGCUGAAGCUAGUCGACAGGAGCAAGCGACCCGAUCGGGGCGAACAUCGGAGGAAAAAGGACCCACAGUUAAUCACAUUCAGCAAUGA
This is a messenger RNA of Penicillium malachiteum, 1650 nucleotides long. RefSeq names its product MFS transporter. The coding region runs from base 1 to 1650 and encodes 549 amino acids. Gene Ontology annotation, molecular function: transmembrane transporter activity. NCBI's taxonomy places the organism in Eukaryota, Fungi, Ascomycota, Eurotiomycetes, Eurotiales, Aspergillaceae. Gene Ontology annotation, biological process: transmembrane transport. The record is from RefSeq and is a predicted model, not a curated record. The transcript has a single exon.